AUGGGAUUAUUUGAUAAAGCUAAAGAAAUUUAUGAUGGCAAUGAUAUAUAUGAAUUGAAUGAUAAAUGUAUCAAAGAUAAAACUUUAAAUGAAAAAUUAGAAAAACUUGUUUCUAAAGCUCAUCAAAAAUUACUAUCUGAUUAUAAAGGACAUGAAGGACCUCAAUUAGAAAUAGCAACCAACAUACUUGGUACUAUAAAAUUUAAAGCUGAUAUUGAAGAUAUCACUUCGUUCAACCAAUUGAUAGAAAUUAUGAAAAAUUCAGAAAAAGAAAAGAAACAAGUUAAAGCUGUAGGAACUUUUUCAGCUUUUAGUGCAAUCACUCAAACUUCUGGUUACUUAUUAAAUACUUCUCAAUAUUCCGGAGUGACUAAAACUGAUGUAAACUUAUUAACUCAAAAUGUUCAAUCCCAAGCUCAAAAAGAUAAUAUUGUGUAUUAUGAUGCAAAGUGUGGUACAACACUUAAAUUGCUUAUUGAUACAUUAAAAGAAGAUGGAAGAGCUUUAAUAAAUUUAAGUGGAUGGGGUAAUCAAUGUAUUGCAAGUUUAAACGCGACCUCUACGCAUGGAAGCGGUAUUACACUUCAGCCAUUAUGUGGUUCCGUAGUUUCAGUGGAUAUGGUGGUUCCUGGCGGUCAACUUUAUCGAGUGGAACCAACCAAUGGAAUUACAGAUGCCGUAAAAUUUAAAUCCUCUAAUCCAUCCAUAAUCCUAAUUCAAGAUGAUGAUUCAUUUAAUGCAUCAAUUGUUAAUAUUGGUGCUUUAGGAGUGACUUAUUCUCAAACAAUUGCCACUUUACCAUUAUAUUCGAUCAUUGAAGAACGUGAAGAAGUUACUUGGGAACAUGCAAAAUCAAUUUUGCGACAACUUCCUUAUGAGAGUAAUCCAUAUUUAAGUAGUCGUAAUUGUGAACUCUGGAUAAGUCCUUAUACUGAUUAUGUUUCAGUAACUAAAAGAAAUCUGGCUACUUCCGAAGAUGAAAAAAAUUAUCCAAAACCAGAAAUUAAAGAUUUUUAUCAAGAUUUUAUAAAAUUACCUUUAGUUAUUGAGAUUUCUAAAAAAUUAAAUAUUGGUUUUGGAGCAAAUGAUAAUUACAUUCAAGCUACUGAUGCAAUAUUAGCCAAACUUAAAGAAUUAAGAGAACAACAUAAUUUAAACAUCAAUGGACCUGCAGCAAUGAGAUUUUCAGCUGCUUCAUCACAAUAUUUAUCAAUGGCUUAUAACGAAAAUUUAAAUGAACCUAGAGCAUAUUUGGAAAUGCCUAUUUUAGUUUAUGAGUUGGGCAUCGAUUAUUACAAACACGUUUAUAAUCCACUUGUUGAUGUGGUUAAAAAAUUUAACGGACGUUGUCAUUGGGGUCAAUAUUUGUCCCCUGAAUUAGAUAAUGAAUAUCUUAUAAAUGCUUAUUCCAAUAAAUCCGUUAAUUCAUUUAUAACUCAAUUAACCAAAUUUGAUCCAAAUGGAUUAAUGAGUAAUGAAUUAACUAAAAAAUUUGGUUUAACUCCUGAUGGAAAAAUUUAUAAAGAUUCUAGUUUUGAUUUUAGUAAUAGUAAUAAUAAUGAUGAUGAAAAAGAUUUAUCUGAAUUGAGUGCUGGUGAACAGAUAGGAGGGGGAGGAAUAAAAAUAUUUGAACGAAUUAUUAAUAAUGUUAAGAAAGAAACAAAAUCGAUUUGGAACAAAGUUAAAAAUAUCAAAUGA
This is a messenger RNA of Diversispora eburnea, 1698 nucleotides long. The record is from the annotation of a GenBank genome assembly. Lineage: Eukaryota; Fungi; Glomeromycota; Glomeromycetes; Diversisporales; Diversisporaceae.